Mobula hypostoma (lesser devil ray) is the source of this 2425-nucleotide messenger RNA. It is a transcript of the gene vbp1, whose product is annotated as von Hippel-Lindau binding protein 1. Gene Ontology annotation, cellular component: prefoldin complex; cytoplasm. The coding region runs from base 41 to 622 and encodes 193 amino acids. The transcript is spliced from 6 exons. Gene Ontology annotation, biological process: tubulin complex assembly; protein folding; microtubule-based process. Gene Ontology annotation, molecular function: tubulin binding. The record is from RefSeq and is a predicted model, not a curated record. Lineage: Eukaryota; Metazoa; Chordata; Chondrichthyes; Myliobatiformes; Myliobatidae.
CCUGAGUUGCGUCACUCAAAAUACGUCAGUGUGCCCCAAGAUGGCGACUACCAGUGGGAGCGGCGAUAGCAACGCGGCUUCGAGCCGUAAACACCUCGGCAUUCCUCAGGCUGUGUUUGUGGAAGAUGUUAUUGCAUUUAUGAAGCAACCUGGAAAUGAGACAGCAGACCUUGUGUUGAGGAGGUUAGAUGAACAGUACCAGAAAUACAAAUUCAUGGAACUAAAUCUAUCGCAAAAGAAGAGAAGGCUAAAAAGUCAAAUUCCGGAAAUUAAACAGACGUUAGAAAUCUUAAAACACAUGCAGAAGAAAAAGGAUUCCACAGAUCCAAUGGAGACUAUGUUUCUCCUGGCAGACAAUUUGUAUGCUAAAGCAUCGGUCCCUCCUACGGAUAAAGUGUGCUUAUGGUUGGGGGCUAAUGUAAUGCUUGAAUAUGAUAUUGAUGAAGCUCGAGCAUUACUCGAGAAGAAUCUAACAACUGCAACUCGUAAUCUAGAAGGGCUAGAAGAAGAUCUGGAUUUCCUUCGUGAUCAGUUCACCACCACAGAAGUCAAUAUGGCAAGAGUGUAUAACUGGGACGUUAAGAGGAGAAGCUCUGAAGCAGCAUCAAAAAGCAGUGCAUAGCUCGCCAAAACACAUUUUUACACACUUUAACAACCAAACUCAUCUUUGUUUUCUUAAAAAAAAAUCCACCAAUUUGGCAAUAUUUGCGUUUGGAAAGCUGCAGUUAUUUUACUCUUUGAAUAAUGCAGAAAAAUUGAAUGUUACAUCUAGGAGCAGAUGAAAGACUAAAGCUACAGACACGUAGACACACCGAUAUAUUGCAUGAUUAUAUGGCAUUUGUGGUAAUGGAAAAGAUUGUCACAGAGUACAGGUUCAAGAUGUAUUGUUGCCAGUUUUCACUGCAAGUCACAUUUGCAGCUGUCCUGCAGCCCAGUCAAACAGGCACAUUAGACACCUUGUGUAUCCAUGCAACAAGUUCUUGCUGUGAUACAAUACCUGUAAAGAUUUUGUAUGGUUCUAUCAUGAGAUGUUAAUAAACUGCUGAAUAGAACAAAGUAAGUACUCCUGUAGUAUUUAACUUCUUCCUUUGCAAAUUUUGUACUUGAGGUGAAGUCCAUCACAGCUGGGGAUGAACACCAUUUUUCAUUUCAGCUGCUUGGUGAAUGGAUUAAAUAUUCUCUGGUCAUAUUGGCAUAGGUUAUCACAUUUCUGAACUUAAGACAACUCAAGAUUUACAUGAUUUUCUCUUGUGGUCUGUCUUUAAGAUUACCAGAUCUUGCCUGUAUUUGUUCUAUCCUCUUACACACUUAUGCCUUCCAGUUUUUACCAACUGUAGAUUGAUCAUUAUAGAGUAGACAAGGAUACUCUUUGACCAAUUAAAUUGGCACCAACUUGUAUUAAAGACCAGCCCGGUGAGUUCAACAUCCUACCUCUUUUCCCCAAAUCUCUAGUGUAUGUCCAAUUUCUUUUUGAAAGCUGACAGCUCACUUUGUCAUCUUCAAAGUUCUGUGAGCAAAUUCCUGUGCAAGUCUUUUGUUUUAAAAUUUGUACCACUUAGCAUUUUCUCUCCUUUUCCCUUAUAAAAUUAUCAGUUCUCACUUUUGUGUGCAGAAUUUCAUUUUUAUUUUUCUACAUCAGAUUUAGAUUUUAAGAUUCUAGUUUACACCUCACUCUAUAUCCAAGUUAUUGACAUAUUUCAGAAUUAGACAUAAUUGAACUUGGGGAAAUUCUUAUAUGACCUAUUCCAAUUUGAAAAGCAGCUAUUUACAAUAACUGCUUUUUAAUCUGCUCUCUAUUUUCCUCCUAAGAUGUUCAAUGUUACUUGCAAGUCCGAUAUUUGUAUCAAAUGCCUUUUGAAAAUCAAUAACAAGAUCAACUCCACUGGCCUCAUCAUUCUCAUCCCAAUAAAGUUAAGUAAAAUCACUCCUACUCAAUCUUCCCCUAAAAGUUGUUGUUAGCUCUGCUUCAUAGCUCCACAAUUGUCUGAGUGAUUUCUUUUCAAUGUUACUUCCUGUACCCUCUCCAUCAGUGAGGAAAAGCUGACUUAGUCUUCAAGAUUUGAAUUGAGUUACAGAUUUAAAAAAAAAAUUACAUGUGAUUCUUUUUCUUUCUAAUCUGCGUAUGAGCUUAUUCUCUGUAACCAAUGUACACUUUGGACAAGCUGACUGUAGAACACAUGCCUGUUUGUAUCCUUGAAAUUGUAAUUCUUUCUCUUGUACUGGAUGGGUACAAUCAGGUUGCAGACACGUUACAUAUCAAAAACUUACUUUGGUACUUGAAAUAUCCCAGGAUACAAAAGUGUAAGAGAUUUCAAAGGUAACAACUUUUGUAUCCAUUCCAAAGUUUUGAUAUUAUUAGUGAACCUUCAGUUACCACACCAUCUGAACUUCUGAAAUCCUUGGUACCAGCACCUUUGUGUAACAU